AUGGUUGAUCCAAAUAAUCGAGAUAUUGUUCAUCAUAUAGUGUUAAUGGAAUGUGAUUCGAUAGCUGUAUUCAAUGAUAACAAAUUGCCAGAUGGUCCAUGUGAUGAAAUUAGUGAAAAUAUUUUUUCAUGUGUCAGAACUUUGACCACUGUAUGGGCUGUUCGUGGUGAUGAAAUAUUAGAAUAUCCAGAUAUUGGCGGAUAUUCAAUAAGUGGUGAUAUUGAGGUAAAAUAUUAUAUGUUUCAAAUGCAUUAUGAUAACCCAAAGCGAAUGUCUAGUAUUGAAUGUUAUCGAAUUUUAUAUUGUAUUGUAAUAUUUCCUUUUUGA
Messenger RNA from Rotaria sp. Silwood2, 327 nucleotides. Lineage: Eukaryota; Metazoa; Rotifera; Eurotatoria; Philodinida; Philodinidae. The record is from the annotation of a GenBank genome assembly.